AAAGUCGAUGUGGAUGAUCACCAGAGUAACCGGACUGGAAAGCACAAUGGCGACGGGCCAGUACAAGAGAAUGGAAUCAAGAAACACAGAACAUCUUUACCUGCCCCAAUGUUUACUAGAGUGAUUUCAGUGUUUGGAGUAUCUUAAAAAAGUGUAUUGGAUUGGAGCUGUCAAAAUUACCAUGCCCAUUGCCUUCAAUGAACCCCUGAGCUUCCUUCAACGAAUAACAGAAUAUAUGGAGCACACAUACCUCAUUAAUAAAGCAAACUGUCAUUCUAACCCUCUAGAAAGAAUGCAGAUUGUUGCUGCUUUUGCGGUAUCUGCUGUUGCCUCUCAAUGGGAGAGAACAGGCAAACCAUUUAACCCUCUCCUUGGAGAAACAUAUGAAUUAAUCAGGGAGGAUUUAGGUUUUAGGUUAAUUUCUGAACAAGUCAGUCAUCAUCCACCUAUCAGUGCAUUUUACUCUGAAGGCUUAAACCAGGACUUCAUUUUUCAUGGCUCAAUUUAUCCUAAAUUGAAGUUUUGGGGGAAGAGCGUAGAAGCAGAACCCCGGGGAACCAUAACAUUGGAACUGAUAAAACACCAUGAAGCUUUCACUUGGACUAAUCCUACCUGUUGUGUACAUAAUGUAAUUAUUGGCAAGCUCUGGAUAGAACAGUAUGGAACAGUAGAAAUUAUAAAUCACAGUACUGGAGAUAAAUGUAUUCUUAACUUUAAACCAUGUGGACUGUUCGGUAAAGAGCUUCACAGAAUAGAGGGCUACAUUCAAGAUAAAAAUAAGAAGAAACUGUCAGUCAUCUAUGGGAAAUGGACAGAAUGUUUGUGGUGCGUUGAUCCUUAUUCUUACGAAAACUACAAGAAGAACGAGAGGAAAGGUGGCGAUCAGAAGAAACCAAAGCCGAGAGAUGAACCUGAAAACGAUGAAGCCGAUGAUAUGCCGGACGUUCAAGAAACUGUGCAAGUUAUACCUGGCAGUAAACUACUUUGGAGGAUAAGCUCAAGGCCAUCGAAUUCAUCACAGAUGUACAAUUUCACCAGUUUUACUGUCACUCUCAAUGAAUUGGAGAAGGGCAUGGAAGAUAUAUUGGCUCCUACUGAUUGCCGGUUAAGACCAGACAUAAGGCAUAUGGAAAAUGGAGAGAUAGAUAUGGCAAGCAAUGAAAAAGAGAGGCUAGAAGAAAAGCAAAGAACUGCUCGCAAGGACCGUGCAAAAGAGGAAAUUGACUGGAGGACAAGAUGGUUUUACCAAGGCACGAAUCCAUAUACUGGGACUGCUGACUGGCUAUACUCGGGAGGAUAUUUUGAUAGAAAUUUCUUUGACUGUCCGGAUAUCUAUUGAAAACCUUGAAUGCAAGUUGCUCUUUUGCCCAGAAUUGAUAGACUUAAAUGAGUCCAGCGGCUAUUGGGCUAUGUCAUGACAAGAAAAUAAUAUAUUUUUCCUAAAGCAAUGAAAAUCAUCCAUCACUGAUCAAGGUUUUGUCAUGUACAUUUGCCAAAAUACUGAAGUGCUGUUAACUCAUUUUCCUGAAGCUGCAACAUGAAAUUAUGUAAUGGGGAAAGAUGCUUGCAUGUUUUUGUUAGCUUCCUUCAAUUUAUCAUUUCAUGGUUUUGUUUUGUUUUUAUUUUUUUGGCCAGAAUUAACUCGCUAUAACCGGUGGGAAAAAUAGCUCCUUUCUUAAAAAGAGAAGAUAGGUACUUUUUAAAAAUACAAUAAAAUUGAACAAUAAAAUAUAUCUUUGAAGUAUUCAAAACUUGGAGACCCCAGGGACACCUUAGCCUAACAGAUAUGCUGCUGAUCCUAUUGGAAAAAGUUUCUAGCAAGAAUCCAGAGUCACUCAAAAUCCACACGAGUCUUUGAACACUCCUUAACUUUUAAAAGUUUGACAACAUACACUAGAGAUAGACUUAAUUUUCAGGAGCAAUUUUUCCAUUUUGCCUCAGCCUCUGGGCCCUGUGAUUUAUUGAUUCAAUGAAGUAUCUGUGGUUUUAUUUUUAAAAAAGGAACUACUCCAUUGAAUGUUGGGCUGGUUUUGUAAGUGUGGAUAACAGCAAACUCUUUGUGUGUUUGAAGCUGCAAAAUGUUUCGUCUUAAAACCCACUUUGGAGAUAUUUAUAGGAACUUGGAUGUCGUGUAAAUAUCAUGUAAGAAAUCAUGAACUCCUUGCUUUGUUCAGACAUGUUGAUUGUUUGCAGCUCUGCUGUGGGACUGAUUUUCCCAUUUCAUUUCAUAAUAUGGGCAUCCUUUUUCCUCUUUCAAUUUGCCUCGGAUACAUUUUGCAAAAGUACAUAUUUAUUUUGAGCUCUCUCCCCCCCCCCAUCACAUACUUGCAUCACAACUGGAUAACAUGUUUUUGAACAGCAAUUUUUUUAAUUUAUGCAAUGCUGAAUGAUACAGUGGAAGCUUUUGAUGCAUCUCCACUUGGUAGAAUUUCCUCGAGAAUAAGUGUAAAACUGUUUGCAGUUUUAAACCUGUCAAAGCUAUGUCAUCCUGGAGCUGUUUGGAUUCAGAGGGAAAGAGUACUUUUCUUUUAUUUCUAACGCACAUUAGUGAUAAUAUGUGUGGCUUUCUAAAUAAGUUAAUAUUUAUUAGAUUAUUAUUUACCAAAUUGGAGAUAAUUUACCUUGCUAUUAAAUGGUAAACCAGCAAGAGCAUAAUAAUUUAAAAGGGGCAGCGAAAAGAUUAAGAGAUUGGAUUAUAGUCCCAUGAACAUUUGUCUAUGACACAGGAAUAUUUGAAUAGUUUUCAUUACAUUUCAAGCAAAAUAAAAAAGUUACCAUGAAAAAAUACUUGAGGCAAUAAAGUACACUUUUAAGAUAAUUGAUUUGGACGGGCACUAGUUAACUCUAAAUGUUAUGUUGUUGGUUAUCUAAACUUGCUAAUUAUUGCAGCUUCAAAUUCAUUUAUUGUAUCAGGGCUUCAAAAUACCUUCAGUAAUCCCUCUCUUGAAAUCACUUGCAUCAAUGUAUUUCAAUAUAUUGCCUUUUCCUUCAUAAUGUUACCCAUGAAUCAGUGUGCAUUUUAUUGUUAAUAGAUUAAUUUAUCAUGUAUCCCAGUCCAGAAACUCUUAUGGGCCCUUCUGUUUUUUUUGGUAGGAACAGUGAAUAUUGGUUCCAGCAGUAAUUUUUGUGCUUUACGCCCACUACAGAAUUGGUUGUUCAUAUUGCUCUCAUAAUCCACUGAUUUCGGUAUCUGAACAAUAAGGCUAUAUAAAGACCAGCUGUUAUGAUACAGUAUUUCAUGCUGUAACUCCAGAAACGUAAAAAUAGAGAACAUUAGAAACUCACUUUUUCUCCCUUGAUUAAGUCACUAUCUCCUUUUAUUAGUAAAAGUUUUGGAAAGGGUUAAGCCAUGCUUCUUUUAAGCAUGCAGACAAAUGCAGGUGGGUUGCAUUAAUAUUUUGAAGGAAUCACAUUAAUUUUUUAAACCCGUUGGACUUUUUUUUUUAAGAAGUGGCAAGGGAUGUUUCUAAAUUCCAAUUUGCUGUAGGAGGAAAAUACAAUCUUUUAAAUUGAAAUUAAAAUUGAUUUUAAAGGAAGAGCAAAUAUUUUUCAUUCACCUUUUGUCUUCAUCUUCUAUACCAACUGAGGCAUAUACUAUACUAAAGUUCAUGAUUUGGUGGCUGGCGGAAAAUCUGUUGUCCAGUAGAAAUAGUGGGAGGCUAUUAACUGCAAAUGAUUAAUUGUACUGGAAAAUAAUUCCUAAGCUGCAAGUCCGUUCUCCCACAUAGGUAUAUCUCAUUUCUAACCAACGGUAGGCUAUUAUACUAAAUAUAAUGCUUCAGAACAGAGUAGAAUUGAAACGCACACUAAAGUUUGAUGACUUAAAAGCUUUAAUUAUAUUAGGAGUUUUUUUUCUUCCUUAUGAAAAAGAUAGUCAUUUAGAUUGUUUACAUUUUUACCUGCACUUACUAAAAGCACCACCUUCACAACUUAAGCACUGCCUUACAUUUGACACUUCCAUGGGGGGGAGGGGAAGCACUUUUAAAAUAAAACAAAUAAUCAUGUUAAAUAUUAAGAUAGGUAUUAACUUAAAGCAGAUAUUUUUUUAUGUGAAAAAAGUAGUUAUUUUCUUGGCUGCUUACUUCCAUUGUGUUUACCUUGGUACCUUGUUUUGAAUUAAGGUUUGUGCAUAUGUUAGCUUGACUCCAGGCCAAUGGGUUGACACCCAAAACUUUUAUAUUUGCAGAUAGUUGUGUUCCACUCACCCGUCAGCAUUGGGAAGAAUUCCAUAUCCACAUGAUGCCUCAUGCUAUAUUGCAACACCGGAGUCAAUAAAACUCUGUGGAUGAAUAGCUUUUCUUGUGCCAUUAGGUUGACUUCACAAUAAACACAGUCUUUAUCGUAGCAAGAAAUAACCACAAAGAUUAACACUGCUAGACAUUUCUAGAAUAGCAUGACAGCAGCAGGCUAUGAAACGGAGAUGGGACUUCCCCAUUCCGAAAUAAAUCCCGCAGGAAAACGUAACAUGUCUACAAACCUUUGCUAGCCUUCGCUCUCUUUCCCAAAGCAGUUUAAAGAUGAGCAAUUAUUUUGACGUCACUUCAACAAGAUACUUGAUCAAUGGAACACUACUAAUUCAUUAAAUGCUCUGACAAGUGAACAUUAACUGGAAAGUAUAGAUUUUAAAAAAAUAGAACGAAAGAUAGGAAUUCCUGCUUGGUAAUGAUUUCAUUUACAUUGUUAACCUUUAUAAGUAAAGAGAAAAGGGUAGAAAUGGCACCUUUUUGAUGAGUUUGAUAAAUGUAAUUUAAGUUUUUUACUGCUGCACCUUGCAUACAGUUUGGGGUAGAUCAAUACAAUACUUUCCCCUUAGGCAUCGUUAAAAACCCUUGGUCCUCAAAAGUAGGAUAUUAGACUAAAACCUUCGCAAGUGUAAGUUUUAAAGCAUAAGAUUAGAUCUAUUUUAAUAAGUUAAUAUACAAAUACGUGAAUCAGUACUAUCUAGAAUUAGUUUCUGAAAGUUUUACUUUGAUUCUCAGAGUUCUUACCCAAAACUUAGAAGCUUUGGAUUACUAACUGUUGAUACUCAGGUAGCCUGUAAUCCUGAAAAAGACAUUGUUGUAAUGAUAGUCCCAACAGUUCAGAUGCCUGUGUAGCUCUUCAGUUUUUCUAUGUUUGUUGUAUUCUUGUGUAUUUUAAUGUUGCAAAUGUGGCUGUUCCCUUCACGUCGUGGUUUUGUGUUUUUAAUUCUUCAUUUGAUAAUCUACUGUAACGUCGUUGCCUCUUUAAAAUCCUUAAGUGGUUUGGGUUUAAUUGUAAAGUAAAGCAAUAUUUAAAUGCCUAUAAAAAAAAUCAAACGGUUCUAACAAAAAAUGAUUUUUAUGAUGUCUAUAGCAUGUGGGGAAGAAGAAAAACAAAGCACACAUACCAGUUGCCAGCUCUUAAUUUCCCCAUUCAUUCUCCGCUGCUGUUGCUGCUACUGUUGUCCUGUUUUGUGUUUUUUAUUUUGCCGUUAAUAAUCCCUGUUCAUAAUAAUAACAAUAAGACAAGUACAUGGCACAAUCCACCUAGAAUUUCUUGGAUCAGGCCUCAUGGGGAUCCGUGGGCCUGCGGAGAAGAAUCUUGCCGGUGCCCUUCUGCAUUUUUAUGCAAGUUCCCAUGGGGCUUGUCCCAAAAAAAAGCGCUUCCUGGCAGAUUUUUUUUUUUUUUUUUUUGCCUUAUCCAUGUUACAUGAACCUGUUGGAGGAUAUUAAAAAUUUAAAAAAAAUUAAAAGGCUUUAGCGAAAUGGAUUUAUUUUUAUAAUAUUUAACAACUGUCAAUACCCAACUAUAUUAACUAUUACAAAUUCGUAUUUACCUUUUUAGAGAAGUCUGUACAGGUUUGUGGACAUAAAUGUUAAAAACAAAAAGUGUCAAUGCAAAUAAAGGCUGUUUUGGAGAAGA
Thamnophis elegans (Western terrestrial garter snake) is the source of this 5883-nucleotide messenger RNA. RefSeq names its product oxysterol binding protein like 2 (gene OSBPL2). The transcript is spliced from 12 exons. Gene Ontology annotation, cellular component: membrane; intracellular membrane-bounded organelle; cytosol. Lineage: Eukaryota; Metazoa; Chordata; Lepidosauria; Squamata; Natricidae. Bases 182 to 1339 code for a protein of 385 amino acids. Gene Ontology annotation, molecular function: cholesterol binding. The record is from RefSeq and is a predicted model, not a curated record.